Gambusia affinis (western mosquitofish) is the source of this 1512-nucleotide messenger RNA. RefSeq lists its product as uncharacterized. The record is from RefSeq and is a predicted model, not a curated record. Bases 410 to 1201 code for a protein of 263 amino acids. The transcript has 6 exons. NCBI's taxonomy places the organism in Eukaryota, Metazoa, Chordata, Actinopteri, Cyprinodontiformes, Poeciliidae.
UUUUAAAACUGGGGUGUAGAGGGUUUUUAGUUCCUUCUACGUUCUAAAGGUUUGAGCUAAAUGUUCUUAAUUUCUACUAGUCAUUUGGGAAGAGAUGAAGCAGUGAUCAGAAAGUCCAACAUGCAUCUUUUAAAGUUGUGUAACUUUGGCUUAGUGUGUUUUCAUUUGGACGUUCAUUGGAGAUGUUUGCGCUGUUAAAAUCUCCAAAAACAAUGACAAGACAGGAUGGAUAUUUUUCCUUUAUGAUCUGUUGUCUUGAAGAAACCUUCUUUUCUCCUGAGAUGUUCCUCAUGGAAACUGUUUGGAAAAGAAGAGAGUCAAGAAGAACAAUCUGUCGUAUCGUCCACCCUGUAAGCUCAUGUAGGAAGUUAUCACUUCCUACAUGAAUCUUCCUCAUGCGAUGUGAGAAAUGGCGCAGAUUCUCACACUUCUUUUUCAUCUGUUUCUAAUCUACACACUUCAAAUUCAAGGUUCCUCUGCAGUGACUGAUGUAUUUGUGAAAACUGGAGAUGAUCUUAUUCUUAAUCUCACAGCUGAAAUUCCAUCAGAUGCUAUCAUUUGGUCAUGGAAAUUUACAAAUGAGGCAAUAGUAACAUUUAUAAAUGGUUCCAAGUCAACUGUUCAAAAGAGUCACAUUGGAAGAGUUGAUGUUCUUGAUGAAAAAUCCAAUGUGAAACUAAAGAAUCUACAAAAGUCAGACAGUGGUAUUUAUACUGCAACGGUAGUAGUGCCUACAGCCAAAACACUAACUCAAUACAAUGUUACAGUUCAAGAUCCAGUGUCUCCAGCUGAUCUCACCUUUACCUGUGCGUUCAUCUCCUCCUCCUCCUAUAACCUGACAGAAACCUGCAGGGCAGACGACUCUUCAAUCAGCACCACUCUGAGAUGUGAGAAUGAAAUCUGUAACCAGGAGGGAGGAGAGAGAAGAUCAGUCACCAAAUCCAGCUCUUCUCUUCAUAUCUACAAGUUGAAAGAAUCAAUCGUCUGUAACCAUAGCAACCAGGUCAGCAAGAUUGAAUCCAUCGAAAACAUUGAAACUCACUGCAUUGAACUUGCUAAGAAGAGAAACAUUACAAUUAUUAACAUCACAAGAAUAAUCCUGGCUGCAAUACUGGUUGUAGUUUUCAUCUUAACUGUCGUUAUAAGACAAUGUAAAAGGAAAACCAAACCAGAGGAAGUGAUGUACGAGUUUCCAGAGUGACACCAGGUGAACCAGACAAACAGAAUCCUGUAGCAGAUUCUGCAGACGGGUCGUUCGGACUCAUGAAGUUUCUAACAUUGGAGAGACUGGAAACACCUCCGAACAAACGGAGGAAACCUGUUCACCGUCUCAUAAAUAUAAAUAUGAUGCUUUUGUAAAACUGUAAAUCUGCUUUGUGACAAAGAGGAUCCAUUAUGUCCAAGUUAAAAUAUCUAACAAGUUUGAGUGCCAUGAAUGUUAAACAUGGAUUCCCAGUGACAUCUGCUGGGCGAGUAGAAAAAGAACUGAGGAAAUAAAGUGAUCCACAUUUU